This is a messenger RNA of Pezoporus occidentalis (night parrot), 1501 nucleotides long. RefSeq names its product ring finger protein 24 (gene RNF24). The record is from RefSeq and is a predicted model, not a curated record. Bases 234 to 680 code for a protein of 148 amino acids. Gene Ontology annotation, molecular function: zinc ion binding. The transcript is spliced from 6 exons. Lineage: Eukaryota; Metazoa; Chordata; Aves; Psittaciformes; Psittacidae.
GUAGCGUAUCCCCGUUGAGCCGGGAGCGUCUGAACAUGCGUGUUGGUCUCUGGAGGCUUUAAUCAAAUCCAGGCUUUCCCAGAAAUCACCUCCGAACUUCCAGCGAGCCGAGGAAUCCGAAAGCAGCCGGAGCGAGGAGGCUUCGGGCUGGGAAUUCCGGGCUGGAAUGGUGGAGAUGCUGCCUUCGGCGAGGGGCGCGAGGAGGGUGCGGGCAAGGGGCUGAAAGCCUACCCAUGAGCUCGGACUUCCAGCAUUACAGUUUCAGGAUGCCGAACAUCGGGUUCCAGAACCUGCCUCUCAACAUCUACAUCGUGGUUUUCGGCACGGCCAUCUUCGUCUUCAUCCUCAGUUUGCUCUUCUGUUGCUACUUGAUCAGGCUCAGACAUCAAGCACACAAAGAGCUUUACGCCUACAAACAGGUUAUACUCAAGGAGAAGGUGAAGGAGCUGAACCUGCACGAGAUCUGUGCCGUGUGCCUGGAGGAGUUCAAGCCCAAGGACGAGCUGGGGAUCUGUCCCUGCAAACAUGCCUUCCACAGGAAGUGCCUCAUCAAGUGGCUGGAGGUGCGCAAGGUCUGCCCGCUCUGCAACAUGCCAGUGCUGCAGCUGGCGCAGCUGCACAAGCAGCAGGACCCCGGCCCCCCCCAGGGCCCCCUGCCCGGGGCAGAGAACAUUGUAUAGCUCCAGCAUCCCAUGGACCGCCCCAUGGCCAUGCCCCCCAGCCCGGGCACACUGGGACAGCUGGAGCACUGAGGGACAGGCAGGGACACGGGGGACCCGGAGCACUUUAGUGCGGGGCAGGUACCUGCUGGGUGAUGCCCCAUCGCUGCCUCCAUGGAGCUGUGCUGGGAUGGAGCCUCUCGAGCCUGAGCUUGAUUCCUCAUUCCCGGGGUGAGGAGGGGAUCUGGGGUCCUUGUUGGGUGCCUGCACUUCAGCCUUCUUCCAGCACAUCCCUUCUCCUGCACGAUAUCCAUUGGGAAGUGAUACGGAGCAGCAUCGAGCCAUCCCACAGCCUCCUGUGGCAACGGGAUGUCCCCCUCCGACAGAGAGGCCUGGCUAAUGCCAACCUCCUACACACCAUGGGAUUGGAGAUCAGCUCCCAGCUGUCAUCCGAUGGGAAUUCCAGGGGUUCCGGCUGGUUCACUUCCCAGCCCUGCACCCAUCCAUGGCACCCAGAUACACUUGGGGACCUCAGAGCAUCUCAGCCGUUCUCCUCUGCACGGGGUUACCUUUGCCGUUGCGAUUCCGAUGUAGAAGAUGGGAUCUCGGCAUUCCAGGCACCCUGAUCCCGGGAUUCGGAGCCACCUCGGCACCCUCUGCCCCUCCAAAAGGGCUUAUCCGGGCUGGAGGAGCCGGUGUCACCCAUGGAAGAUGCCAUCAGCCCCUCCUCGGCACAAUGGGCUACCUCACCCUGCGAUGGGCGCUGUCCUGCUCUGAUCCAUGGAACCAUGGGAAGGGCAGCAAAUCCCAUCCUUGGGAUUCAUCCAUCCCGUUCCACUGGG